CUAUGAAUCUUCAUUGAAACCAUGUGGGUUACUCAUCAAUGCUCCUCUUGACAUUGACUAGAAUCAUACAAACUAAUUGUACCAAUCACAGACCGCAAUCACAGUUGGCUAAGAAGCUUCAAAGUGACUCCUAGUACGGUUACGGCUAAGGCUUUUGAUUGUGUUGAUAUAGCAAAUCACAUAGCUUCACAUCUUGUGUACUUGAACAAAUAAUAACAAUAGUUAGUGCCUGUAAUACUGAGAAGUGAAUUUUCCUAAUUACAAAGCACAAAUUAAGGCCAAGUGAAAUUAUAGCGGGAGUCUCGCAAGGACGUAUUUUGGGCCUGUAAUUAUAAUGUCACGCUGAUUCAAAAACUGUACCCAGACUAACAAAAUGUUGUGGAAUUCAUUAGCGCUUUUGUUCUUGAUAGUGAAGACUGUCGGUGUAUUGAGUAAAGACUUAGAUGAGAGUGAGAGGACACUAAGGGCUGUUUUUGUUCAAAACUUGUUGAACAAACGAAAGUAUUUGGAAGGGAAAAUAAGGUUGAGCGGCCCUAACGAAUUCGAAGGGAACGUGUACAUUUACCACGCGGGACGCUGGGGGGCCGUCUGCGAUGAUUCCUGGGACGAUGCUGCUGCCAGGGUCGUGUGCAGGAUCUUCAACAGAACUGGUGUGGCCACGUAUGGAGCGCAGUAUGGGGAAGCUACCAGAAGAUUCUGGAUGGAUGACGUAGUCUGUGAAGGCGAAGAGAAAUCACUAUCCCACUGCAUAUUCUCCGGUUGGGGAUCAUCAGAUUGUGAGCCCAGUGAAGCAGCUGGAGUGAUAUGCUUUGACAAGGAUAGUGGAGUAUCUACGGAAUCUCCAAAGAGUAGCGAUAAGAAGAUUCUGGAAGCCUUGGAUCUGAAGUCUGCCAGUUUGAGACUUAGCGGUGGUCGGAGUAACAACGAAGGGAGAGUGGAAAUAUACCACAACGGAUCCUGGGGCAGCAUUUGCCCUGACGGCUGGACUGUCUACGAAGCCUCCGCCGUUUGUCGUCAUUUAGCCCUAGGGUAUGCCCAGCAGGCCCUCCAGACUGACUUCUACGGAGACUCCAGGAUAGUCCUCAGUGGAGUGAAGUGUGAAGGAAACGAAAGCAAUCUCUUCAUGUGCAGUCAUAGGGAGUAUGGAGACGUGGUGUGCCCUGGCGAAGUUGGUUACGUGGCAGCAGUGGUAUGCACCCACGUGCUAGCCGACCUGGCCCUGGACACAACAGCUAUAGAAAGAACGUCCCAUCUGCAGGACGUGUCGAUGUACCAGCUCCAAUGCGCGAUGGAAGAGAACUGCUUGAGUAAAUCUGCUUAUGAGAUCAAGGAGAGGAAUCCAGACUGGCAAUUCGAGACGCGUCGACUCCUGCGCUUCACGGCUUCAUCUCUGAACAUUGGGAAUGACGACUUCAGGCCGUACCUGCCCAAGCAUCUGUGGCAGUGGCAUCUUUGUCACAUGCACUACCACAGCAUGGAAGUGUUCGCGACAUUCGACGUGCUCAAUAGCACCGGCCACCGAGUGGCGGAGGGUCACAAGGCGUCCUUCUGCUUGGAGGACAACACCUGCAUGCCUGGGGUCGAGAAGAAGUACUCUUGCAAGAACUAUGGGGAUCAAGGUGUAUCAGUGAACUGCUCAGACGUGUAUCAGUACACCAUCGACUGCCAGUGGGUGGAUGUGACAGACGUGGUGCCUGGCGACUACACUUUUAAGGUGGCAGUAAACCCCCAUGCCAGGGUAGCUGAGCAACAAUACCAUAACAACGCGGCGACCUGCAAACUACGUCUGACAGACUCGUAUGCCUCGGUUUAUUCUUGUACGCUAGGACGACCGUGAAAUGGGAGUUUAGUAAGUAAAAAAACAUUUUUUUAAAUAAAAAAAAUCUUUUUUGUUUAAUUUUUUUUAAAAGAUAUUUUGUAUAAUAAAACGUUGAGAGUUUGUAAAAUAAAACAAUAUGUUUGACUACGUUCUUUUAUUAGAACCUUAAUCGUACUAUCACAAUGUUAUUUUCAAUAUUAAAACUAAAAUAUGAGCAAAGUUCAAGUCUAUUUGUUAAGAAAUAAAUAAACGUACAUAUUUUAAAUAGAUAGUAUGAUUUAUGAUGUUACUUUCAUAAAAUUAGGAAAGUAAAAACCCGAUACAAAAAUAAAUAAAAAUAAAGAAUUUAACAUUAUUUUCAUAAUUUGUACUUAUUUUUCAUAAUUUUUGAAAGAUUAAAAGAAAAUACAAUAAAAGUCAUAGCCACAAAUUCAUUGAAAAUUAUAAGAAAAGUGCGGUUGAUUGGCACAUUAAUGAUGUAACAAUUUUGAGUCUAGACAAAUUUUAAAAUAAUGUUACAUUACUCAAAUAUUAAGAAAGGUACUAAAUAUUGUGAUUGAUCAAAUUUUAAUAACUACAAUAAGUUAAAAACGACGUUCAAAAUACAAAAAAAACAUUUUGUAUUACCGAUCUUAAAUUCUACAGUCUUCAGAUACUUUAUUUAUAUUUGCAUUCGAACGUCAAUUUUUCUUCGUAUUUGUAUUGAAAAGAACCUUAACCAAGUAACCUAUGUUAUAAAUAGGUGAACUAAAUACAUAAAACCAGAACUAGACUAAUACUAAAUACUCUAAUACCUCGUAACAAAGGACGGGAAGGCACUUGAAUAAUUUACAUAUUCAUAAAUGAGGUUUGCUUUCAAUUGUUUGUAUUUAACUGGUCUAAUCUAGGAGAAAUAUUAGGCUUAUUUGAUUUAUUUAGUACCCAUAAUGUACUGUUUGCGUAAAUUAUGCAAUAUUCAUUAUUUUAGACGAUCUUGAAGUAAGUGUACCUAACUUAUUU
Molecule: messenger RNA, 2818 nt
Organism: Ostrinia furnacalis (Asian corn borer)
Lineage: Eukaryota; Metazoa; Arthropoda; Insecta; Lepidoptera; Crambidae
Gene: Loxl2
Product: Lysyl oxidase-like 2
Exons: 10
Coding region: 374-1837 (487 amino acids)
Biological process (GO): peptidyl-lysine oxidation
Cellular component (GO): membrane
Molecular function (GO): copper ion binding; protein-lysine 6-oxidase activity
Source: RefSeq, a predicted model, not a curated record